Molecule: messenger RNA, 2218 nt
Organism: Suncus etruscus (white-toothed pygmy shrew)
Lineage: Eukaryota; Metazoa; Chordata; Mammalia; Eulipotyphla; Soricidae
Gene: ARHGAP9
Product: Rho GTPase activating protein 9
Exons: 17
Coding region: 1-2187 (728 amino acids)
Biological process (GO): regulation of GTPase activity; signal transduction
Cellular component (GO): cytoplasm
Molecular function (GO): protein binding
Source: RefSeq, a predicted model, not a curated record
AUGCUCUCAGGCAGGUGGUGGCCAACAACCUGGGGGAGCCUAGGACUGGGCCCCCGAAACCCUUCUCGUGGAUCCCGGCUCUGUGCCCUCUACGCUUUCACCUACACUGGGGCAGAUGGCCGGCAGGUGUCCCUAGCUGAAGGGGACAGAUUCCUCCUGCUUCGAAAGACCAACUCAGACUGGUGGCUGGCAAGGCGCCUGGGAGCCCCCUCCACGUCUCGGCCCAUCUUUGUCCCAGCUGCCUACAUGACUGAGGAAUCUGUUCCUUCCCAGAACCCAGACACCCUCUCCUCCAACUGGAUUCCAGGGCUAAAUUUAUUUCCUGGAUCCCUGGAGGAACUUCACAUGCCUCAGUCACCUCCAGGCCUGACCCAGGAUACUUCUGAGCAACCUCCUCCUCUUCCCCCCAAAAUGUGCAGAAGUGUCAGUGUCACCAAUCUGAGGUCUACCCUCCCAAAGCCCUUUCAGGAUGGACCCAGUGGAAGAUCCCUGUCCCAGGAAGACUUGCUGGCAGAGGCCCAUGCCAACAUGGCUGGAGUGGGGGCCCAGCCUCUCAUGUCAGAGCCUCCAGUCUACUGUAACCUGGUGGACCUUCGCAGCUGCCCUUCGUCCCCACCCUCAAGCCCAGCUCACCCCCCGCUGCAGAAGCUGGAUGCCUGGGAACAGCACCUGGACCCUGUCUCUGGACGCUGCUUCUACAUCAACUCGCUCACCGGCUCCAAAUCCUGGAAGCCCCCGCGCAGGGCACGGGCCCAGGACACGAAACCCAGCUCUAUGGACAAGAUGCAGAAUCUAAACCAGGAUAGCCAUGCCCUGCAACUUCGGGCUGGCACCAUGGGGACCCCAGAACUGCCCCAUCCCCAGGGUUCCCUUAGCCUCCACCUGAACGCCUCUAGGCUCAGCCCCCCAGUUCUGCCGCAGCUCCUGGAGGACCCCCACGAGGUGGAGAAGUCAGGCCAGCUCAAUGUGACCAAAAUCGCCUUGGGGGGACGCAAGCUCAGGAAGAACUGGAGCCCGUCUUGGGUGGUGCUGGCUGGGAACAGCUUGGCGUUCUACCGGGAGCCACCGCCUGCAGGACCCUCCAACGUGUGGGGCCCAGCGGGUAGCCGGCCUGAAAGCAGCGUGGAUCUGCGGGGGGCGGCCUUGGCCCAUGGCCGCCACCUGUCCAGUCGUCGCAAUGUCCUGCACAUCCGCACGGUCCCGGGCCACGAGUUCCUGCUGCAAUCGGACCUGGAGUCAGAACUGCGCGCCUGGUACCGAGCUCUGCGCGCUGUCAUCGAGCGCCUGGAUCGGGAGAACCCCCAGGAACUGCGACUGUCGGGCUCAGGGCCCGCGGAGCUGGGCGAGCUGAGCGCUGGGGAGGACGAAGAGGAGGAACCGGAGCCGGAGCCGCCGUCCAAAUCUCUGCUGCGGAUCCCCGGCUGGCGGACCUCCAGUCGCGGUCCAGAAGGGACCGAGCAAAAUCGGGUGCGCAACAAACUGAAGCGGCUGAUCGCCAAGAGACCACCCUUGCAAAGCCUGCAGGAGCGGGGUCUCCUCCGAGAUCAAGUAUUCGGUUGCCAGUUGGAAUCGCUGUGCCAGCGGGAAGGGGGUACCGUGCCCAACUUUGUGCGACUCUGUAUUGCUGCUGUGGACAAGAGAGGUCUAGAUGUGGAUGGCAUUUACCGGGUCAGUGGGAACUUGGCGGUGGUCCAGAAGCUGCGUUUCCUGGUUGACCGAGAGCGCGCAGUCACCUCUGAUGGCAGAUACGUGUUUCCACAACAGCCAGGACAAGAAGGCCGCUUAGAUUUAGACAGCGCGGAGUGGGAUGACAUUCAUGUGGUCACUGGUGCCCUGAAGCUUUUUCUCAGGGAGCUCCCCCAGCCUCUGGUGCCCCCACUGCUGCUGCCACAUUUCCGUGCUGCCCUUGAACUUUCAGAAUCAGAGAAGCGCCUGUCCCAAAUACAAGAAUUAAUCAGCUCAAUGCCAAAACCCAACCAGGACACACUGCGGUUCCUCCUGGAGCAUUUGUGCAGGGUGAUAGCACACUCCGAAGAGAAUCGCAUGACCCCCCACAACCUGGGAAUUGUGUUUGGACCAACCCUAUUUCGGCCAGAGCAGGAGACAGUCGACCCUGCUGCGCAUGCGCUCUACCCGGGACAGCUGGUGCAGCUGAUGCUCAUUGACUUCCCCAGCCUCUUCCCCUGACGGCGUGUUUGCAGCGACCUCUGUUGGGCGC